UAUAUGCUUAAUUGGAGACAACCUUCCGGCGAUAGUUUUGAUGGAGCACUCUGUUUGACUCUUGUACGGACGGCAAUACUUCUGUGUGUAAUUUUAACUUUCCAUCCGCUUGAGCUAUAA
Molecule: messenger RNA, 120 nt
Organism: Paraglomus brasilianum
Lineage: Eukaryota; Fungi; Glomeromycota; Glomeromycetes; Paraglomerales; Paraglomeraceae
Source: the annotation of a GenBank genome assembly